Messenger RNA from Trichoderma asperellum CBS 433.97, 2601 nucleotides. It is a transcript of the gene NIT4, whose product is annotated as Nitrogen assimilation transcription factor nit-4. Lineage: Eukaryota; Fungi; Ascomycota; Sordariomycetes; Hypocreales; Hypocreaceae. Gene Ontology annotation, molecular function: zinc ion binding; DNA-binding transcription factor activity, RNA polymerase II-specific; DNA binding. Gene Ontology annotation, biological process: regulation of DNA-templated transcription; DNA-templated transcription. The record is from RefSeq and is a predicted model, not a curated record.
AUGGACGGGAGCGAUCCGCCUGUCGCCUCAUCUUCAGCCCGCUCAACGCCUGCGUCCCAGCCAAAGAAAAAGGCCCGUCGAGGCACCGAUUCGGCCAGCCAGAAGCGAAGAUGCAUCAGCACGGCCUGCGUUGCUUGUCGCCGGCGCAAGUCCAAGUGCGACGGCGCGCUGCCAAGCUGUGCGGCCUGUGCCAGCGUCUACGGCACUGAGUGCAUCUACAACCCGAAUUCCGACCAUCGCCGCAAGGGAGUGUAUCGAGAAAAGAUUGACAGCAUGAAGGCCCAGAACUCGACGCUGCAAAUCAUUGUCGAGGCAAUCUUGAACGCCAGCGACGACGAGGUGCCCGAAGUUGUGAACAAGAUCCGGACCUGCGACAACCUCGACACCGUGGCCCAGGAGCUCUUGGCGAUGAGUGCUGAAGUCAAAGAAGAAGGGUUCGACGGUCAGCCUGACCAAGGCGCCAUGUCAUUCUUGCCCGUGCAAGGGGAAAGGGAACUCGCAGAGAAAAUGGGCGAGCUGCGCCUGGAAAAUGGCUCAGUGCGCUUCAUUGGCGGCACAUCUCAUCUCAUCUAUCUGGGCGACCCUCACCACGACGACCUCACAUACGACUCGCCCUCAGAUCCGGGCAUAUUCAACGAGAACCCCAUCACAUCCUGGACCCGCGUCACCACCGACCCACGCCUCAUCAUGCACCUUAUGAACAUGUACUUCAGCUAUCAUUAUCCCUACUUCACCACGCUCUCGCGGAAGCUCUUUUGGCGCGAUUUCAUGAGAGGAAAAGCAGGGCUUCAGCCAGUCACGGCAUAUUGUUCCUCGCUGCUAGUCAACGCAAUGCUGGCCCUUGGCUGCCACUUCACCGAUAUCACAGGCGCUUUUGGCAUACCCGGGGAUAGCAGAACAAAAGGUGACCAUUUCUUCGCCGAGGCUAAGCGACUAAUCAUUGAGAAUGACGAGUACGAGAAGCCCCGGCUCGUGACCGUACAAGCUCUGGCUCUCAUGUCCGUGAGAGAGGCGGGAUGCGCAAGAGAGGCAAAGGGCUGGGUAUAUAGCGGCAUGAGCUUUAGGAUGGCUCUCGACAUUGGUCUCAACCUUGAGGUGGAGGGUUUGGAUAGAGAGCACAUGACGGAGGAGGAGAUAGACGCCCGGCGCAUCACCUUUUGGGGCUGUUUCGUGUUCGACAAAACUUGGUCCAACUAUCUGGGCCGCCUGCCGCAACUCCCGAGAAACUCCUUCACUGUUUCCAAAAUCGACGUCUUCCCCGACGAAGACGCUGCUCUAUGGUCCCCAUUCUCCGACAAGGGAUUCGACGAAUCUCUCGCUCAGCCAUCCAGAACGCGAGCCGUCGCGCUCCAUUUAUCAAAGCUGUGUGAAAUCAGCAACGACAUACUCGUCUUCUUCUACCAUCCAAGCCAUAUCAAGAGGGCUAGCAGCAAGUCUCUCGAACUCAAGAAGCUUGGCGAGCUCCAUCAGCGACUCGAAGAAUGGCGGAAGAAUCUGCCCAAAGAAUUCGAGCCAAAGGAAGGCUUGCUGCCAAACGUAAUAUUGAUGCUCGCAUUCUUCCACCUCCAAUAUAUCCAUCUAUUUAGGCCAUUCCUGAAAUAUUCGCCAUCUGCAUCUCCUCUACCAUCCCACAUAUCUCCAAGGCGGAUCUGCACUGCAAAUGCGGGUGCUAUUUCCAAAUUAAUGAGAUUAUACAAGAAAUCAUGGAAUCUCCGACAAAUUUGCAAUAUUGCAGUCUACAUGAUUCACAGCGCGUGUACGAUCCACCUGCUCAACCUCCCGGAAAAGACUGCCAAGAGAGAUCUCACUCAUGGUCUUCGACACCUGGAAGAAAUUGCGGAAGACUGGCUCUGUGCCAGGCGGACGCUGAGCAUUCUCAGUGUCCUGGCUAGGAAAUGGAAGUGCGAGUUGCCAGAGGACGCAGAGAUGAUCCUCAAACGGACGGAUGAACGAUUUGAAUAUUACAGCACAUCCGAAGUUCCAUCUCCUGGGUCGAGCAACGUAGCACCUAUAUCAUCGCCAAGUGCCUCUGAAGAAGGGACAGCUGCUGCCGCCAGGAUCGAGUAUGGACAGGUUAGGCACCAAAACUCAGAGCCUAUGGCGCAACCUGCACUACAGACGUCUAUUGAGGAGCGCAUGUCGAUGGACUCACCACUAGCUAUGACUAAUGGCAACCCUCUCUCCGGCCAGCAAGUCAUGGCCAUGGAUCCUGCGCAAAUAGACUUCCAAGACAUAUUAAGCUCAUGGCCGCAACAACUAAAUAUGCCCAUGAACUCACAGUCCCCGGACCUAUCAUCCACCUCCCAGAGCCACCUAUCAUCGAAUAUGAGCCACAACCCAAGCCAAAACCUAAAUAUUGAUAGUCGCGAGUGGCUACUGAACGAUUCGGCACGGCUGCACCAAAGCUUUGGGAGCUGGAACAUUAGACCGCAGCAGCGGCAGCGGCAGUCCCGAGGGCCUCCAACGACGAACGCCAUGUUUAUGUUUGGCACCGGUCAGGGAGAUGGCGCUGCGGUUGACACACCCGAUUUAAGCGCUUUUGAUUCACUUACUGAGUCUUUGACGACGAUUAAUACCUGGCUGCCGCCGGGACUGGAGUAA